AUGACUCUUCCUAAAUUGUAUAAAGUUUGUGGCAUACAAAUUUGUGAUCACAGGAAAGCCUUUGACUUGUAUCAAAAGUCUCUUAGAAAUGGUUAUGUUACGGCGUAUCAAAUACUUGGUGAUUGUUAUAAUAUCGGAAUGGGAACUAAUAUUGAUGAAGAAAAAGCGUUUGAAUACUAUCAAGUGGCUGCAAAAAAUAAAUUGAAUAGUAAAUAUGGCUUUACAAAUAGAUAA
Molecule: messenger RNA, 234 nt
Organism: Racocetra persica
Lineage: Eukaryota; Fungi; Glomeromycota; Glomeromycetes; Diversisporales; Gigasporaceae
Source: the annotation of a GenBank genome assembly